AUGAUUAGACCAGGGAUUAGAUCUUUUUCUACACGUAGUCGUGUAUUCAAAUUGUCACCAAAAGAAUUUAUGAACAAAGUCCAACAAGAAAAAAUUGAAAAUGAACAAUUCAAACAAGCAUUAUCAAAAGAUCAACAAGAAUAUAAUCCUCAAAUAUUAAGUUCCCAUAAAUUAACUCAUAAAAGACCAACUCCAAUAAAUGUUGAAUUAUUGAAAUAUAAACCAUUAAGAUUACCAAAAACUCAUGGUGAUCAAGUUGCCACUUUGACUUUAAGAGGUUAUGAUGAAGACGAAUUAAUUAGAAUUGGGGAAUUUGCAUUAAGAACUGCGUACUACAUGGGUAUACCUAUGUCAGGAUUAGAAAGUCUUAAAACUGAAAAGAGAUUAUAUACUGUUAUCAAAUCACCAUUUGCUCAAGCUAAAACUAAACAAAAUUUCCAUAGAAUCACAUAUAAUAAGAAAUUAGUUGCAUAUGAUGCUAAUCCAGAGAUUAUUGAUUUGUGGUUAUCUUAUUUGAACAAAUACAAGUUCCCAAAUGUUGAAUACAAGGCUACUGUUGUGUCUUAUGAAUCGUUAGACUAUGUUAAUGAAUUGAAAGCAUUAAAGGAAUUCAACUUGCCUGAUGCUUAUGAAGGUCUUGAAGAUCCAGUUGCUAAGAAAGUUCAAGAAUUGCUUAAUUCUUCGUCAUUUAAAGACCAUUUACAAAAAUAA
Candida tropicalis MYA-3404 is the source of this 711-nucleotide messenger RNA. RefSeq names its product mitochondrial 37S ribosomal protein uS10m. The record is from RefSeq and is a predicted model, not a curated record. Gene Ontology annotation, cellular component: small ribosomal subunit; ribosome; mitochondrion. Bases 1 to 711 code for a protein of 236 amino acids. Gene Ontology annotation, biological process: translation. Gene Ontology annotation, molecular function: structural constituent of ribosome. The transcript has a single exon. Lineage: Eukaryota; Fungi; Ascomycota; Pichiomycetes; Serinales; Debaryomycetaceae.